This is a messenger RNA of Camelina sativa (false flax), 482 nucleotides long. RefSeq names its product large ribosomal subunit protein eL39z/eL39x. Gene Ontology annotation, cellular component: ribosome; cytosolic large ribosomal subunit. Gene Ontology annotation, biological process: translation. The record is from RefSeq and is a predicted model, not a curated record. Gene Ontology annotation, molecular function: structural constituent of ribosome. NCBI's taxonomy places the organism in Eukaryota, Viridiplantae, Streptophyta, Magnoliopsida, Brassicales, Brassicaceae.
UCUCACCGCCACCACAUUUACAAGCUUCUUCUCCAGAUUUAGGGUUUCUCUUUCGUUUCGGCUCGGUUCCAGAAGCUAGAUCGCAAAAGCUUCAAGAUGCCGUCGCACAAGACGUUCAUGAUCAAGAAGAAGCUUGGGAAGAAGAUGAGGCAAAACAGGCCUAUCCCUCACUGGAUUCGUCUCCGUACCGACAACACCAUCAGGUACAAUGCUAAGCGUAGGCAUUGGCGCAGAACCAAGCUUGGAUUCUAAGUGGGUACUGUUGCUUAUUGUGAAAGCUUUGAUCUUUUCUAUAAAGACUUGGUUUUUUUUUCUUUCAGUUUUGAUUGUGUGACAGUAUUACAUUGUUCACAUUUGUGUAAGACUUUCUUUAAAUCAUUUUAUGUUUCCGAAUCAUUGGUUUAAAGAGUACUCGUUGUAGUAACAUUGUGGUUUUCACUAGUUUGAAGAUUUGGAAAUGACUUUUUUGUUAUCUUGUUUUA